UUUCUCUCCGCGAUCCUCUAGUGUGUUAGUUCGCGUUCCGGCAACCGUGCUCUUCCGUUCGCCCAGAGUGCGAGAGAGAGCGCGAGAGGGAGAGAGAGAGAGAUCUCGUCCGCGUACACCCUCCUUCGUCUCUGUGUAUGUGUAUGUAGCAUUUUUUUUCACACCAUCAUCGGUUCGCUCGCCCUGGCUGCAACAUGUUUACCUGGCUGGCUGGCCGCCGCGAGGAUCACCAGCAGUCCGCCGUCGAUUCCACCAUGACGCCCAGGUCAGCGCCUCACCAGCGGCGUUGAGUCUCUCCCGGCAGAUCAGUAUAACAUAAAGCUGGUGGAGAGACAGAGAUAAAGUGAGCGAAAGAAAGAGAGAGAGAGAGAGAGAGCGAGAGAAGUGCCAUGGAUGAUGAAGUACGUCUUGAGGGUGAGGAAGAAAUGGAGUUGGACGAGGCUUCCGAAGGCGAAGAUGAGGAUGAAGAGACUACAGGGAUUCCAAUAUCUCCAGCUAACUUGGACCAAUUGCUCGGACAAACUACUCCGACAACUCCUGUCACACCAGAUGAGGCUUUUCACGAUCCAUUGAGGUAUCAGAAAUUUCCAUUGCCUGGUGGAAAACCUUUGAACAUUCGUCGCGGACCUGGUAGACCUCAAGAGCGACCGCUUGGUAUCACUCGUGGAGGUGCUAACAGAAGACCUUUUGGAAGAGGUGGUGCCAGAGGCAAAGGACUAGGAUAUGCAAGAGGUAUACCGCGUCGUACCAAAAGCAAAGACGAUGAUACACAUUCAGAGUCGCCAAGCCCUUUACGCACCAGUGGAAUGGACGAUCCCAGUAUCGACGGUAAUGGAGAAUCGGGAGGGAAUAUUACUGACAGGUCGAUGCCGGCACCUGAGGAGCCUCCUUAUUUUCCUGAACAAUGGCCGGGCAAGGCAUGCGCAUUAUGUAAUUUAGGCGAGAGGAGUCAGCUGGGCCAAGGUGAACUUUUGCGCCUAACUUGUCCGCCGGGCUUUACUCCCGAAAAGUCAACAAACCGGGAUGAAACAACUACCGAUCGUCUUAUUGACAUUACUGUCGCCGGAGAUAAAAGUCCACGUGCGGCUGGACCUGGAGUCGCUGUUACCUGUCGUAGACAGAAGAGCCUGGCCAAAUGCAGGAAUACUAGUCUAACAAAUUUUACGGAACCGGUAGAAGAACUCACAAUCGUGGGUUAUUCGGAAGAGCCAGAAGUUGGAGCUCUGUUUGAGCCACUAACCGGCUAUUAUUACGUUCAUCAAUCGUGUAUUAUUUGGUCCAGUAACAGUCAAGAUUUGGCACCAGAAGUGACGUGUCGCGCCGUCUUGCAAGCUUCUUGCAGACGUUGCGCCUACUGUUCACACUUUGGUGCUGGAAUUCCUUGCAAAGUGGCGUCGUGCAAUCGUUAUUUUCAUUUCCCGUGUGCAGCAGCCAAUAGUUGCUUUCAGGAUACGAAGAGUCUGUCACUUUUUUGCAGCCAGCAUCUCGGUCAAGUUCCGCUUUUGCUGAAUGGGGAAGUGACGUGUGUGCAAUGUUAUGGAAUGGGCGAUGUAUCAAAUUUAGUGAUGUGUUCUGUAUGCGGCCAGCAUUACCACGGCAGCUGCGUCGGCUUAGCAUUGCUGCCUGGAGUACGUGCUGGAUGGCAGUGUGCGUCCUGUCGCGUCUGUCAAGUCUGUCGACAACCUGAGGAUGUCUCUAAGGUGAUGCUAUGUGAACGAUGUGACAAAGCUUAUCACCCCGGCUGUCUGCGACCUAUCGUCACUUCCAUUCCGAAAUAUGGCUGGAAAUGUAAAUGUUGUCGCGUGUGCACCGAUUGCGGUUCACGUACUCCCGGAGCCGGACUCUCUUCCAGAUGGCAUUCUCAUUAUACUGUGUGUGAUUCGUGUUACCAGCAGCGCAAUAAAGGUUUUUCUUGCCCGCUGUGCAGAAAGGCCUAUAGAGCCGCAGCGUAUCGUGAGAUGGUACAAUGUUAUUCCUGCAAGAAGUUUGUACAUGGCACGUGCGACUCCGAAGCCGAUCCGCUCACCUAUCAGCAGCGCAAAGAAGCAAAACCCGAUUACGAAUACAUCUGCCUUCACUGUAAGAACAUGGCCAUGGUAGCCAGACGGAAGGACAGCUUCGACGAGGGCGAUUUAAAUCUAAGCGCUUCUCAAGAGAGCCUCGACGGCGAAUCAUCCGAAUUGGAUUAUCAGGGCGGUAGUUCCGAAGAGGCGCUUUACUCGGUCGGAUUAGGGAAGGGAAAGCCGUUUUGCGCCACGAAAAUUGCGAAGAAGAGAUUGGGGAUUAGCGGUGGAAUUCUCGGUAGGCCUAAGGGAAUUGGUAAGUUGGGCUACCAAAAGAGGCAGAAGAUGACAGAGUUCGGUAGGAAGAGAGGACCGAAGGCGAAAAUGAGGGGACUCUUCGGGCUGCCCGAAGUGGGCUUGCAGAGUCCUGUAUUAGAUUCCUCCGCAUCAAAGGAAGAGGAGCCUGGGGGGGAGAACAAGCUAAUCCUCUGCUCCGCCAAGGAUAAAUUUGUCCUGACGCAGGAUAUUUGUGUGAUGUGCGGCGCGAUCGGCAUUGAUUCAGAAGGUUGCUUGAUCGCGUGCGCACAGUGCGGUCAAUGCUAUCAUCCAUACUGCGCUAGUGUGAAAGUCACCAAAGUCAUCUUGCAGAAGGGCUGGCGAUGCCUCGAUUGCACCGUCUGCGAAGGUUGCGGCGAGCGAAAUGACGAGGCUCGAUUAAUCCUCUGCGACGACUGCGACAUCAGCUACCACAUUUACUGCAUCGACCCGCCGUUGGAUCACGUGCCGCACGGCACCUGGAAAUGCAAGUGGUGCGCGCAAUGCCAGACCUGCGGCUCGAAUAAUCCCGGCGUAAAUUCAUCCUGGCAGAAGAGCUACACUCAGUGUGGACCUUGCGCUUCCCAUACCGCCUGCAUAGUGUGCCAGGAGGCUUAUCAGGAGGGCGACCUCAUCAUUCAGUGCGUCCAGUGCGAGAGAUGGCUUCACUGCAGCUGCGACUCGAUUAAGAAUGAGAUGGAGGCCGAGCGUUGCGCCGCGGAGGGUUACAUCUGCCUGCUCUGUCGUCCGAGGGAUGUUCCGCCGCCUCAUUUGUUGUCGAAGCCGCUUCCAAAGUUUGCCAGGUUGUCCCCGCCCCCGCAGAACCGCAGUCCGGAAAUGUUCAAAUCGUCGUCUACGCAGCAGUAUCUAUUGGACGGAGUCUACCUUUCCGAAGCUGGAAUGAAUCAUAUUAAAUCCUUGACCGCGGAGCAUCAGCAAACUCGGAAGAAGAGAAGGAAGCUGCUCCCGGUGGUGGACAAAGAGGCGGAUAUUAUGGCGACCAUCGAGUCCGUCGUGGCCGGGGGUAGUUUAGACAAUUCUUUGGAGGAGAAUAACAAGAUGGAGCUGAUGGACGUGAAGGACGAGCCGGAAACGGUGCUGAAGGAGGGUAUGGUAUGGAAUCAGCCGCCCCCUGAAGGCUUCAGUAUUUGCACUUCAGAGAGCGGCCUUCCCGUUUUGCGAAGAAAACGUCAGAGAAACCUGCAGAAAUUGGGAAUCGGGGGAUUCGUUGUUAGAUUAAGGGGCACGAGGAAGGAUAAGGAGGAGGAAGGGGACGCGGAGAAGUCCGGGGAGUCUUCGAUGGGAGUCGGAAUGGGGGAUGAUAAACCGCGGAGGAAACCUCAGAGGAGGAAACCGAAGACGAAACUGGCAGAAUGUUUUCCCCUUUAUAUGCAAGAAGCGUUCUUCGGGAAGGAUUUGAUGGAUACGACGAAGGAGAAGGAUCUCGAAAGCAGCAGCGAGUCCGAAGAGGAGCGCAAAACUCCCGGGAACGCUAACACAAUUCAGUUAUCGCAAGACGAAUUGAAGGCAAUGGAGCAAAUUAAGGCAAAGCAGGAAAAGGAAGACGAGAAGGGUCAAGAACAAAUCAAACGGGAAGAGAUUGUGGAGGAUGAUGGUAGCGAUACCGAGGCACUUGGUGAUAUUUUACCAAUUUCUGGAGAUUUAUUGGAUAGUGAUCUAGUAAAUACAAUAAUGAAUGAAAACGACGAAGACACUUUGGCGAAAGCUAGUGAAGCGUUGGUGGACGAGUUGGAUGAUACUCAGGGUGGAAAUAAGGAUGAAUUGACAGAGAUUUUGAGUCCACAUUUCAAUUUGGAAGCGAUGGUCAGAGACACAGGAUUACCAAAUAUGGAUAGUAAAGAUAUCGAGGAGAUAUUUAAAGGCGUUUUGACUGACGAAUCUCAAGAGUCUCAAGAAUCAUCAGUGUUUUCUGUUCAAGCUCAAACUUCACACCCUUCUUCGUCUACUACCCCCUUAGUAUCACCCUCCCCCCAUCCUGGUAUUCAACCAGCAAUACCUUUGGCGAGGCCUCAAGUACCUGGUAGUUUGCCCUCAGUUGGUCAGUCAACCUUAAACUCUCCGAUGAGUUUUCCACCACCUUCACCAUAUCACUCCGAGUAUAGCAACAGUCCACAAUUUAGUCCAGCGUUUUCAGAGCCACCUAGUCCAUGGGUAAAUUCCGAAGAUGAAGGAAAUACGACAUCAGGUACUGCUACUAUCUCAUAUAAUCAAAGAAACAGUCCUAAAAUGGAGGCUGACGAAGCAUUGGGUGGUGGAGCAACGAUGUCAAUGGUGCUCUAUGCCAAUCUCAAUCAUCCUGAAUGGAAAACUGAAUUUCCGGUGUGGGCCGACAGGUACAAGCAGAUCACGAAGAAGUGGCGAACUCUUCCGAACGAGAUAAAGGCUCCGUAUUUGAAUCAGGCCCGAGAAAAUCGAACUGCCUCUCGCAUGAAGAAAGCGCAACAGUUCCCCAAGGAGACACCACCAAGCACCACCAAUACUAUCAUCACUACCAAUAUAACCACCACCAACACCACCACCAUCAAUAUGACCAUCACCACCACUACUACCGCCAUGACCAACACCAAACCCGUCGUUAUGACGGCCCAGCAGCAGCAACAACAACAACAGCAGCACAGCAGCAGCAGCAGCAGCAGCACAACAACAACAACAACAACAACAACACAGGCGGUGAAGCCUCUGGAGAAGCAACCAGGAAUGUUGAUGACCAGUGGAAUAACGUCAACCGGCAGUAACCAGCAUCAGGAGGAACAGGACAGACUUUCGAACAGAGAUCGGUCUAGCAGAGAAGCUGAGCAAGAGAGACAGUGGAAACAACUGCAAGCUUUACGUCAGCAUCAAGCUCAAAUGCAGCAGCAAGUUAUCAUUGAGCAACGUGUGCACGCGAUUGCCAGAGUACAAAGACAGAUCAGCGAAGAAAACACACCCCAACUGAGCGGUGAUAUUGCUUCUGGACUGACAACACAAUUACAAGUUUCCACGGCACAAGACACGAGUCAGCUGACCUCUCUAGCCUCACCAUCCCCAGGUUCGCGCAGCACUUUCGCGACGCCCUCGCUGAAGGCUCCGCGCGGCCUCACGCCUCAGUCUCCUCAUCACCAGUCCAUGGUACGGCUCCCGGGGGCGCAGACUCCUUGCCGUGGGGUGCGUCCGGGGUUUCCCCAGCCGCCGUCCCCGUUCUCGCCGCAGGCGCCGCAGUCGCCCCACGAUUUCCCUCAGUCUCCCGCGUCCUCUCAGCCUUCUCAGGAGCCCCAUUUCCAGCGGCAGUUCGAGGGCAACGUCGGCUCGACUCCCGCGUCUCCCUACUCGUCGCCCCAGACCCCAGGUACACCUCGCGCCUCGGUGUUCAAUCCGCCGCGACCCCCCGUUUACGCUCCCCCGCCACCUUCUCCCGCAACCUCGCGCACUCCCGAUCCUUACAGCCAACCGCCUGCCACUCCCACGUCUGCUUCUCCGGCGUCCGGCUACCCGUCGCCAAGGAGUUCCGAGCCUCGUACGCCUCAGGAGCAAGAGGUGACCUUCGGACAGCAGGGACCGGAGGUUAAUAGACAGCUGAGGGAUCUGCUGCAGAGGCAACAGUUCACCAAGAAAAUCGAGGGAGUUGGUACCGGUAAUUGGAGCCAAGAUGGACAGAAUAAUACAGAGAACAACCAACACUUUGAGGCAAGUCAUGUGCCGCUUCAGCAACAUCCUCAAAUACCGAGCAAUACUAGUGAAGGCACAUUCAGACAUCCGCUUCCGCCAGGCAUCAUCAGGCCCAGAUUGCCCAUUCAGCCGAACGUUUUAAUCAGGAAUUCCAUUGGAAUAAGCCCAAGACAUCCUGUAGCAGCAAAUAUUCAGAGUUCGAUCGACCAUCGUUCGAAAAUGUUGCUGCAAAAUAGGCCCCAAGUACCCACCAAUAUAUCGCAACAGCAUUUUCAAGGAACUCAAAACCUGCAAACGCGAAUGCCAAUCGUGAGAAAUGCCAUUCCCGAGCCCUAUGAUAUUUUACAGCAACAGCAGAGACAAUUUACAGACGCAAAUCAAGCGCAGAAUUUGAAUCAACGGAUUGUGCGGACGACGCCGGACAAUUUGAAUCAAAGUAUUCGCAUGUUGAAUACAGUCCCGGUCCGCGCACCUAUUCCUACAACAAUGAGCGACACCCCAGGAGUAGCGACUACUUCAGAGGCGUCCGAGAUCCCCGAUAACGUCACGGCCGAGCUGGAGAAGCUAGAGCAGGAAGGCGCCGGACCGAUGGUUGAGGUCGAGGGCGUCAGUGCAAUAUUAGGAGAUUUGGCAGACGACGACGACGAACUGCUUGCUGAAAUGGGAGCGGACUUCAACAUCCUGGAAUACGCUGAUCCCGAGUUAGGCACGAUUACGGGCGGGGAAAAGACCAACAUUCUUGAUAUAGAUCUCGAGCAGGUCGAAGUCGAGCCCAAGGACGAGAAGCAGAAGAAGGAGACCAAAGAUGAGGAUCAGAAACCGGAAAUUGCCGCUCCGUCCGCCGAGAUACCCACCGGCGAUUCCUGCGCGACGAGCACCAGUUUGACUUUGACGGAAAAUUCCAACGUGCCGACGAUAACGUCGACGCAGGCGACGUCGCAGGCCAUUCAGGUGAUGCAGCAACAGAUGCAUCAGCACGUGCAACAGGCAGCGGCGAUGGGUCGGCCGAUGCCACCGGGGACGAAAUUAUUGUCCCCUGACGGGGCAGUGGGAGUGGUGACUCUCACGAAUACGGUAAACGUGAGUUAUCCUACGAAUCCAUCAUUUCCCGGACAUCAGCAGAGAAUCUCGCAAACACAAGUCUCACAGCAACAACGAUUGGCAAGCAUGCGAGUGGCAGGAGUACCAAAUAGACUGGCCGUACACAUGGUCGCCCCUCGAAUGUCGCUUGCUCCGUCACAUCCUCCUCCGCCACCUCCGUAUCCGGGACCGCCACCUCCGUAUCCUGGACCAAUACAGAUGGGGCUGUGCCCAGGUGGUGGUGGUAGUGGGCGAGGUAUGAUACGUCCCCCGGUCCAUAUAACGGGGCACCAGGUGCCGGUGACGGGCCCAGCGAUGGGCUCCGUGGUGCCGCACCCUCACCGAAGACCCUUGCUUUUGCAGUCGUGUUCACAGGAACAGCCGUUGUUGUUAGCGGACUUGCUGCAGCAGGAGAGGCAGGAGCUUCAACAGCAGCAGGAAAAGCAGCAGCUUCAACAGCAGCAGCAGCAACAGCAGCAGCAACAAACUGAGAGUGCCGCCGGAGGUAGUCUUCUGAGCGACAGCGACUUCGAGAGGCUCAGAGCUGACGUUCUGGGCGCCACGUCGCCUCCCCAGAAUAUGGUGCCGGUGGCGAGGCCACCUUGCGUGGCGAGACAGGCGUCUUCAGGAUCCGACACCAAUUGGCAGCAGGGUACUGUGGCUGCUGCUGUGACUACUGAUGGGACAGCAAAGUUGACGGCCCAAGUGGGAGCGAGACAGCCAAUCGCUACUCAGACCCCGCCUGAGUCGAGGGUACUUACGUUCAACGUGCAGCAGUUACCAGCACCACCAGUUCCCCCAGAAAAUAUAGUCAAUGAACAAGAUCGACAGAUGCAAUUGCAGUAUGAGCACUGGCUUAGUAGUCAAGAUCAAAUAUUGAAGCAACAGUUACAUUUUUACGAAACAGAAAUCCAAAAACUCCGCAAAAUAAGAAAGUCUCUCAAUAGCAAGCAACGCCAGCUUCGAAAAUCCGGCAACGAGUUGACAGAAGCGGACUCUGCCGAGCUGCAACGGGUCACCAGUGAGCAGGCUAUUUUACAGAAACACUUGGAUCAAGCGCGAAAGCAAGGUCGCCAACACAACAUGACGAUUCAGGAAUAUCAAAGCAAGCAGCAGCAACGGCAGGCUCAUUCCCAAUCGAGCGAACCCUGUUCUCCGCUGAUGUCGCCUUCUCAACAUUCCCCGAUGCAUUCUCCAGCGGCUUUAGUUUCUCAGAGCCCUGGUCCCAAUAUGAUUCAACAUUCACCGGCGACUCCGUCAAUCGUGCAACACAGUCCAGGUACACCGUUGCUUCAGCACAGUCCGGGUAAUUCUCAGUCGACCAAUCUGGGAACAAUGUCACCUCACAACGUUCAGCAACAGUCGCCGAGAAUUGGCACUCCUCACUCUCAAGGCGACGAGAGUCCCUUCAGUCCCGGACCGAUGCCUUCUCCGGGUUUAUGUAAUCCCAACACUACGCGGAUGACAUCGCCACAACACAGAGCCAUCAUCGGCGGAAGAUUAGCAACCUCUCCCGGUGCCUUUACGCCAGAAACGCGAAAUCCGCAACAAAUGAUGGCCGAUCAGAGCAUAGUAUCAAGAGUUCACACUUUGGCGCAGAGAUUCGUCAGGCCGCCUGAGGGAGUGGCGCAGAGAAGGGGUAGCAUUGUUUACAGUCCUCAACCAGGGCAGCAACAGUUGCUGAGUCAGCAGCAUCAGCAAUUAUUGCAGAGGCAGCAAAUUAUUCAGCAGCAACAACAACAUGAAAAUGUUGCUCAGGAUCAGGGACAGGGCGUCAUUGCGCGAGGGACGUUGCAGCGGCAACAGGUUUUCACUCAGCAACAGCAACACGAAAGCAUUUCUCGACAACAAAUUCUUCAGCAGCAGCAACAACAGAGUGAUAUUUCUCAGGAUGGACAGAAUAUCGUUACUCAACGAAACUUGCAGAAUAUAGCUCAACAACAACAGAGGCAGAUUCUUCAACAACAGCAGCAAUCAAAUGAUGUUUCUCAAGAAGGACAUAAUGCUGUUGCUCAAAGGAAUUUACAAAUGGCUCGGCAACAAAUUAUUCAGCAGCAGCAACAACAACAAGAAGGAAUUUCUCAGGAUGGGCAGAACAUUAUUGUUCAAAGAUCGAUGCAAAUAACUCAGCAAAGACAAAUUCUUCAACAAACCGAAAAUGUUGUUCAGGAAGGACAGAAUUCUAUUAGUCAAAGACCACUGCAAAUGGUUCCACAGCCACGACAAGUCCUUCAGCAACAGAGCGAUAUUAUUUCUCAAGAAGGACAGACUGUUGUUACUCAAAGAAAUUUACAUCUGAUGCAGCAACGACAGCAGAUUCUCCAACAACAAAUUGUUCAACAACACGAAGUAAUUCCUCAAGGUAUUUCUCCAGAAGGGCAAAGUUCCAUAGGGCAAAGAACAAUGCAAAUGGCGCAGCAACGACAGCAAAUUUUUCAGCAACAGCAGCAGCAGCAGCAACAACAAGAAGAUACUUCUCAAGAAAUACAAAAUGUUCAAGCUCAAAGAAAUUUGCAAAUAGUGCAACAACGACAAAUUCUUCAACAACAGCAGCACGAAGGGAUUGCACAGACUAUUUCUCAAGACGGACAAAACGUUAUUCAAAGAACAUUACAAAUGACACAGCAACGUCAGCAGAUUCUUCAACAACACGAAAACAUUCCUCAGGAUGGGCAGAGUGUUGUUGCUCAAAGAAAUUUGCAAAUGGCUCAGCAACGACAACAAACCCUUCAACAGCAGCAACAAAUUCUUCAACAACAGCAACAACAAAUUCAGCAGCAACACGAGGAUGUUUCUCAAGACACGCAAAGCACUAUUGCUCAGAGAUCACUGCAAAUGGUUCAGCAACGACAAAUUAUUCAGCAACAACACGAGACUGUUUCUCAGAUUAUUUCUCAAGAGGGACAAAAUUCUAUUGCUCAAAGAUCAUUGCAAUUGGCUCAACAACGACAACAUAUAAUUCAACAACAGCAACGAUUUUUGCAGAUGCAACAGCAACAGCAACAAAAACCGCCUAACUCGCCAAUGAUGUCUCAACCAGCUAGUUCUCCAAGUCCGCAGCUUCAUCAACAACUUCAACAAGGUUAUGGCCAACCUCCGAGCUCACCCAUGGUGCAGCAGGUGACGAUGGGAUCUCCGAUGCUUCAGCAGCAACUGAAUCCGAUUUCGCAGCCUCCCAGUCCGAUGAACAGGAUUUCGCCGAUGCUUCACGGCGGUCAUCAUCAUUCUUCAACAACAAAUCAACCGCCUAGCUCACCUAUGAUGCCUAGAAGUCCUAUGGUAGCCGGAUCUCCCAUGCAAAUGCAACGAAGACAAUCUACAGGAAGCAGUCCGGCUAUGCCAGAUAGACCGCAAAGUGUGGAAAAUCCUGGAACACCAAGAACGCCUCACACACCUCACAAUUUUAUUCAACAAAGUGCUAAUUUACCCACGACUUCGAGCGAUCAAAUGCAAAUUCUUCAAGAUUCAUCGUCUUUAGCAGAAAAUUCUAGAGGUGGAGGAAACUCCAAUAAUUCUUUAAAUCCAAUUCCCUUUCCUAAUUUUGGCAAGUCUGGGUACUUUAAAUUAGGAUUAAGAGGUGGCUCGCCAGGUUAUCAGGAACGAGUUUUUUCAUUGGAAAAUACUGCUAAGAAUAAUAGUAAAGAUCAGAAUAAGUGCGCAAAACCGAAGCCAUUUUUCGGAAGAUUUGGAUACUUUAAGUUGGGUCUAAGAGGUGGUUCGCCGAUGUGGUCGAGCAAAGCGGAGAGCAGCAAAAGCGGCAAGGAGUCGGAAAUGUCUCAGGCGAAGAGGGAUCAACCGGCGGAAGAGAAGCCGAACACUUCUGUGAAUCGGAAAACCGCCAGAAUUGGCUCGUUGGUUUGCGCCGAUUACAACGAUUUCGACGAUGAUUCGCACACUCCGCUGCAGGCCUCGCCGACGACCUUGGAGGUGAAACCGACUGGUCAAAACCCUUCCUUGAUCUCUUCGACCUUGGACACCGAACCUUUGGAAAGUCCUGGCGUGAAAUUGGAGCAGCUUGCAGACACGACGGAUUACGAUGACGAUAAAACCAUAGUGAACACCGAGGUAACCUUGAGCUCCGUGGCGCAACGGGACAGCGACGACAUCACUGUAAUUGAACAGUUCGGCGACUCGGAGCUCGUUAUUUCGGAUGUCAUUUCGGGAAGUCUGGAAGGAGAUAUGCAGGAAGAAUAUAUUCUCUUCGAACCUGAAAUGGUCGAUCUUUCCACCGAUAGCAACGAUUCGCUUUGCCACGCUUUAGUAAACGACGCCGGUCAAGGUCACGAUCUGGUGCAGAUCCUGGAGAUUGAAAAUCCCGAGUCGCAAUCUGCGGAGGAACCGAUUCUGAGCGACGAAGACCUAAUUUCGUCUCAUCUGAGGAACAAGAAGGGUCUCAGACUCGAUAUAGUGAGGACCUUGCAAGCUGGAAAGAAGCUAGUCGCCGUUACCGAGGAUACUCCAGAAUCUCCGGAUCAAGAAGAGCUCCGAGUGAAUCCUUCCCCGGGUUCUUACUUGGACCAGUCUCUCGAUCAAGAGCUCAUGGUGUCCUUGGUAAAUGAAUCUGAGGUGGUUAUCAUCGACCCCACGACCAAAUCUCCUGAAGACAAUCUCUCCAAAGGAUCGGGCGACGAGGACGCUGAGAAGAUUGAUUCCAACCUGCAAACUGACGUUUCCAAGGAUAAUACAGCCAACGAAAGCUCGAAAGACGACCAGAGUAAGUUGAAGCAAAACAAGAGUCCCACUAACUUCAUUUUUUCCGAUAAUAAACCUUUUCAUAACAAAAUUUCGAUCUCAACUGUGCAUCAAACGAGUAUUAGUACGAUCACGAUUUCAACUUCGGCGCACUCUGCGAUCUCUUCAAGUUCGAAUAUGAUUCUGGCUUCUAUCAGUUCCAAUUCUCAACCGAGUCGACUCUCAGUUCGGCCGAUUGCGGCGGAAACGAAAACGAUAGGUCUGUUUGAUCCGAAGGAAACUCCUUCAAGCUCCUUCAGCAGUCAGAAAGACUUCGCGAGCAUCGUGGAGGACGCGAAGAUCGCUGCGAAACUCAGUCAAACCGCGAUGGCCUCCAAACCUCAGCAAGGUAAACUGGAUCUGAAAGUCGGGAUGAUAUCUUCGGGAAAGCCUUUGAUAACUUCCUUGAAUUUACCGAGCGGCAAAACGGAAUCUCUGAGCAAUCCUACGAAAUUAGUCUUGAGUGUGCAGCCGACUUCCGUUACGCUGUUGACCCCGAAGAUGUCGAUUCCGGAUUUGCCGAAGAAGGAGAGUAACGUGAAAAGCAAGGAAAGACAAGUGGAAGAUCAGCGAGCUGAAAUGAAGAAGGAAGAGGAAGAAGUGGACGGUAAGAUGAAGAACGAAAGCAAGUCUUCAGAAUCGAUUGCUGAAGAGAAGAAAACCGACCCGCUGAAUACCACGGACGAGCUCGAGAGCAUGCUGGAAGCUAUUCACAAUCCUGUGGAAAAUGCCGAGAAUAAAAACGAUACCCCGACGACAACCCUAAAAAGGAUGUCGCCCGUCACCGAUGACUUGUCGCUUGUGAACAUCUUGGAAAACGAUUCCGAAUUGGUGGAUAACGAUAAGGAACAGAUGUUAUCGGGUUCCGAGGCGCAAAAGGGUGCCGGCAAACCGAAAGAAGCUGAAAAGAAUGUUGAAGAGGUUAAUAAUGACAAAACUAUUCUUUCCAAUGAGAAGGCCAAUCAGAAAGAAUUAUGCAGGAGUGAAGUGGAAAGUUCGAAACCAUUUCUUCAGCAUUGUCUGAGCGAGGAGAAGACUUUGAUGGAGGAAUCGUCGGAUGAUAUUCUAGAUAUGUUGCACAACAUCAUCUCCUCGAAGCCGGAAAUGGCGAACAGCGGCGAACUAAAGUCAAGUAGUCUUAUCUACCAGAUGCCAACUCCGCUUGACACUUUGCCCUUGAACAUCCUUCAGGACUCGUUGAUCGAAGAAAAUCUGGAGAGUGAUCAACUUACCUCGAGCGAAGCUAAAAGUCAAGCGAAGGACCAGAGUUCCGAAAUGAAGAAGAGUCCUCCAGUGACGAGCGGUCCGGCUUCUUCUUCCACUUUAGUAGUCAGCACUGUAGCGCAAUUGCAGAAGAGUACGACGACGGUUCCCCAUCUGUCGCCACUCUCGAAGCCAACCGAACUGACUUCCAACGUGGCGAACGUGUCCCAUCAGCUGAGGACCUUGCUGUCGUCCUUGCAAAGCAAUACGGUGAACCAACCUGGAAUAAUUGCGAUGGUGUCUUCGGAGAAGCCUGGAAACGUUUCGUCCGCUUCUAGCAUCCUGUCGACUCUAAAUUCGCCCAAUAUUGUCGCCCAAAGCGGAGUCUCGAUCUUGGCGAGGUCGGAUCAAGGUUGCCCGCAGCUCAGUACGCUGAAUAACGUUAUUAAAGACUCAGAAUUGGCCAUGAAAGAGGCGUUAAAGGACUCCAGUGGAAUGGUUACGAAGAUCAGCAACGGCGAGCAGGUCUUCAGGGUAACCUCUUCGGCUACAACUAUCCAGUCCACGACGGUCUCCAAUCUUUCCAGCACCACUUCCGUGGUGAUAACCACCAGAACCACGACUUCGAGCUCCAGCUCGAACGCCAUGUUAACUGCCAUGCUACAGGCCAACACUAUUUCGUUAAACACCUCAGUAGCUGGUCACGGUAGAAAUAACCCGGUGCCAACUCAGUCUGUUAAUCGUUGUAACUCCGUGCUGCCGUCAACCUCGAUACAACGCUCGCAGAGUUUUCAGGCGAUUCUCCAGGUCACUUCAGGAUGUUCCACACCCGCUCGAAUGCAAAUGAACACCAAUUCGGCCGUAACCAGCCCGAUGCAGAUCGGCAUCGUGCCGCCUUUAGCGAUCUCUAGCAGAGUCUCCGGGACCCCUAGCAUCCUUCAAACGACCUUGUCGCAAGCUUCGAACCAUCUUUUGACCCCUAAUCAAAGUCAGUACAAAUCUUCCGAUCUUCUACCCAUUGAUAACAAAAAUACCGAUCCUGAAAAUCAAUCCACGACUUUGGCAAAGGAUCCUGAAGAGUCCAAAGUACAGGAGAAGAGAGAAGCGGAUCCCACCAAGGAUGAUAGCUCGUUGAGAUCGGAGGAUUCCCAAAAUGUAUUAUUGAAACAGCUGUUGCAGAAAACGGUCUCAGGGCCGCAAGGGCCCCUGCCAAUAGUUUCUUCAUUUGCGGAACAACUGGAUCCGCCAUCUGACGGCCGGGUGCUGCCUGAGUUGCAAAACGAGACAUCAAUGUCGAAACCACCCAUGGUAAACAAACAAGUUCUUACGAGGGAAACUUCCUUUCUGUCGCAUUCGGUACCGCACAUGAAGAUCCAAACUUCACCAGUGACCAAGGAAGAACCUCCCAAACCUUCUCCCCCGAUAUCCACCUCGAUUCCGAUAACGUCGCAAAGAAGCCACCCGGAAAGCUUAAAGCAACAAACCACAAAAUUAAUUCCCACUUUGUCGGGAAGCUCCGUAGUGACUUCCUCAGCAAGUCCUUUGGUGAAACAGUCGGUCUCCUCGACGGUACCGACGGGGGCGUCUCCGGACGUUUCCACGAAUCAGCAAGAGACCCUCGGGAAGCCGGGGACCAACGUUGACGAAGAGCCCCCGACGCCGCAACGUGUUCCUGGUCCCGUUCCGAAGGUUAGUUUGCCGAGUCAACCAUUGGUGACCUCCGGGAUGACCCCGAAGACCGUUCAGCCGCCGAUAAGCAAUAGCUCCAGCAAUGUUCCCGGGCCGCAGACCCCGCAACCAGGAGGCCAGCAGGUUCAGAGUCAGAUCCAGGUCUCGCAGAAACCAAUAGUGGCCCAACAAGUUCCUUCCUCGACUCCCUCCGUUCAUCCACAGUCUGUUCAACAAGUGCCUCAACUCAGCCACGGAACUAUCGCGGGGCCACCACCGGCUACCGCCGUCUCGGUUCCUGCUGCAGCUCCGUCGGGUUCCAAGAUAGUGCCUUUGGUCGAGGUGAAGAAGGAGAUGGGCCUCGAGGAGGUUCUAACCGUUGCUGCUGGCACGACUGGCGCGACCAGCCACUUGCAAACCGAUACCAAAGAUUUUCUUACUGCCAAAGAGGAGCUCGUGGACAGCGCGAUAGACGAUAAAACUGACCAGAAGAAGAUGAAGAGAAGGCAAUACCAGCAGAAGCGAAAGCAGAGCCAGGGAAAGGACGCUAUGACGGCGCCCCAGAAGAAACGUUCCCGUAAGGUCUCGCGCCUCGACGAGGAUUACGAGACGUUUAUGGAGAACUUGAUGACGCAGUUACGUCAGCUGCAACCGAUGGUAGUGCUGGAGCCUCAGCUGGGUCGCAAUUACGGGGUGUGUCCGAUCUUGGGAUGCGGGGACCUCGCCAAGAUUGGAAGUCAGAAGGAUUAUAACGCGAGAGUUGGCGACUUGAUCGGAAGUUACGGAUCGGCCAGUUUGGCCGGAAUUUCCGAUCAUUAUAAUACGCAGCCUUUUGGAGAAUUGAAUCCUCUGUCGCCUCAGCAGCCCUUGUCCACGCAGAGAGGAUUUUACGAGCAGGAAUUCCCGCCCUUGAAGCUCGAUGAUUCUGAUGACAAGAAGGAGACUAUGGCGGCAAAUCGCGAUGUAGACUCUCCUGAUACCAUCGUGAGCUCGUCCUCGCCUGAAUGUGUUAUACCAGAAUUUAUGCACCAUUUUCCCGGACUGCGACUGAUCGAGGAAGAAUCCGACGAGGAGGCAGACUGGUUGAAACGCGUGUCACCUGUUAUACCUUUGAUCUCACCAAUUCCGAUCAGGUUGAAACCUACUUACGCGAAAGACGCAACUAAACAACAAGACAAAGAGAACUUUGGAAUACCCAAACUUGGCAGAUCUCCUCCGAUUCCUUUACGAGAAAACGGAAACGUCACCGUCACUUUAACUCUGAACAGCCAGGCCGCCGACGAUAUAAUGGGUGUAUUGAAAGAUCUCGCGAAUAUUUUGAACAUAGCACCGCCUACUGGCUAUCAAAUAGUCGAGCGCACUUCCACACCUCCUAGUCAGAAGUUAGGAUUGUAUAGAACGAAGGGGAAAGACGGCAAAGAAGGUGCUCCAGUCGAUAUACAAAGUAUUCUGAACGGCGCGGCCAAGUUUUGUCGUCAUUGCGACGUCGUGAUUCUCAACAGCCUUAUCCGGAAGAAAGUAUCAGACCUGCCGUUCUUCAGCAAGGAAGAAGCCGAACCCGGCGACGAACUUUGCUUCUGCUCGGCGGCCUGUUAUAUGCAAUUUGCUCUCAUUCAUCGAACACCUUCAAAUACUCAGGAUAAGGCUGCGGCGAUAGUAGAUCAUCUCUGCCAUAAAGCAGAAACAAAAUUGUUGGACGACGACAUGAAGGGUUUGAAAAAGUUUCCUAUCAAGCAGCAACAGCAGCAGCGUGUGGAAAGACACGGUAGCAUGGAAAUUGAUAACGAAUCGACAACUGAGAUUAAGAUAAAAACUGAAAAGUUGGACAACGCGGAAAUUGCGGAGAACGAGGAGAAACGGCCGAAGAAGCACACGAUUACCGACGAAAGUGGCGAAAUCACCGAAUCCCAACCGCCUGCAAAGAUAUAUAAAGGUGUGAGGUAUAAGACCUGGUCCAUGGGAAACAUACAACCCGGUACCAAAUUCAAAAAGCCUACCGAGAGAGAAGUUACCGAGAUGUUGUUUCGCAUGGGAGUUACUGUGGCGCCCGCGAAAACUGAGGACAGUCGUCGGUGCAUAUUCUGCCAGAAUCAGGGCGACGCGACUGCGGAUGGACCGGCCCGAUUGCUCAACUUUGACGUAGACAAAUGGGUGCAUUUAAAUUGCGCGUUAUGGUCUAACGUGGUGUACGAGGUGCAGAGUGGCGCACUUAUGCAUCUGGACGACGUGCUGCAGAAUAAUCUUAUGCAAGCUUGUAUCGUUUGCGAAAAAUCUGCCGGCACAAUCAAGUGCUACAAGCCGAGGUGUACCAAUUGCUACCAUCUGAUGUGCGCCAUCAAAGAUAAUUGCGUUUUCUACAAAGACAAGACCAUGUACUGUCCUCAACACGUUCUGAAAAACGAGAAAGACAAGGAGUUGCUCACGCUGUCCGCUUACCGUCGCGUUUACAUCAAUCGCGACGAAAAUCGUCAAGUCGCCGCGGUGAUGCAUCAUUCCGAGCACAACCAUCUGCUCCGUGUGGGCUCCCUCAUCUUCCUCAGCGUCGGCCAGCUGCUCCCUCACCAACUGCAGAACUUCCACACGCCGAAUUACAUCUACCCCGUGGGCUACAAAAUCGUGCGCUUCUACUGGAGUAUGCACAAACCCAACAAACGCUGCCGCUACGUCUGCUCGAUCCACGACGUUUCCGGCCGUCCGGAAUUUCGCGUCCUCAUUCAGGAACCUCAGCAGGAGGACGUCGAGCUGAGGGACGCCACUCCGCGGGCCGUUUGGAGCCGGAUUUUGGAGCCACUUGCGGAGUUGAGGAGGAGCACCAAUUCCGUUCAACUGUUUCCCAGAUAUGUCUCCGGGGAGGACCUGUUUGGUUUGACGGAGCCGACGGUGGUUAGGGUGUUGGAGAGUCUGCCUGGGAUUGAGACUCUGACUGACUACAGGUUUAAAUACGGCCGUAAUCCAUUGCUGGAGCUCCCACUGGCCAUCAACCCGACCGGGAGCGCGCGAACGGAAGCGCGUCUGCGCAACCAGCUGCCAUGGAAGCGUCCUCACACCCAACGUACCGGGGGUUUCGCGUCGCGCGGGGUCCCGUUCGGCCUGUCGACGUGCAGCGUCGCCGCCGCGAUGGGCGGUGGCGGGGUCUCCUCGACCUUGGUGGCAGCCGCCACCGCGGUCGGCGAGACGGCCUCUUGUCCGUAUUCCAAGCAGUUCGUUCACUCGAAGAGCUCCCAGUAUAAGAAGAUGAAGCAGGAAUGGCGUAACAAUGUUUAUCUAGCGAGAUCGAAGAUCCAGGGUCUGGGAUUGUACGCGGCGAGGGACCUGGAGAAGCACACGAUGGUAAUAGAGUACAUCGGGGAGAUCAUUCGGACGGAGCUAGCGGAGACCAGAGAGAAGCAAUACGAGGCUAGAAAUCGCGGUAUAUAUAUGUUUCGAUUGGACGAGGAACGUGUAGUGGAUGCAACUUUAUGCGGUGGUCUCGCCCGUUACAUCAAUCAUUCAUGCAAUCCUAACUGUGUCGCUGAAAUCGUCGAAGUUGAGCGCGAUCUCAGAAUUAUCAUUUUUGCCAAGCGUCGAAUCUCACGUGGUGAAGAGUUGGCAUAUGAUUAUAAGUUUGAUAUCGAAGAUGAUCAGCAUAAAAUCGCAUGUGCCUGCGGCGCGCCCAAUUGUCGCAAAUGGAUGAACUAAGAAGAAAAAAACUCAGGACCAAAACAAGAUGAAACAAAAAUAUGCGAGGGAAAACUUAGGACUCUUUCUAUCCUGUCUAUUGUUAUUAUUGUUAUCUGCGUUAUACAAAAAAAAUAGGAAGUUAUAUAGAACUAGUUUUCCACAUAGGAAAUAAAGAAGA
Messenger RNA from Nylanderia fulva, 18504 nucleotides. Lineage: Eukaryota; Metazoa; Arthropoda; Insecta; Hymenoptera; Formicidae. The record is from RefSeq and is a predicted model, not a curated record.